Cyclospora cayetanensis is the source of this 3144-nucleotide messenger RNA. Its product is annotated as eukaryotic translation initiation factor 3 subunit A. Lineage: Eukaryota; Apicomplexa; Conoidasida; Eucoccidiorida; Eimeriidae. Gene Ontology annotation, biological process: translation reinitiation; formation of cytoplasmic translation initiation complex. Gene Ontology annotation, molecular function: mRNA binding; translation initiation factor activity. The transcript has 15 exons. The record is from RefSeq and is a predicted model, not a curated record. Gene Ontology annotation, cellular component: multi-eIF complex; eukaryotic translation initiation factor 3 complex, eIF3m; eukaryotic translation initiation factor 3 complex, eIF3e. The coding region runs from base 1 to 3144 and encodes 1047 amino acids.
AUGCAGACUUUUCAAAAGCCUGAAAAUGCUCUCAAGAGGGCGAAUGAGCUCCUCUCCAUCGGCCAGCAAGAUGCUGCACUCCGCAUCCUCCACACUGCGAUCGGCCACCGGAGAUUCAGAUCUCAAGGCUGGGACGCCGUUCAGGAGGCGAUAAUGCUGCGUCACGUACAGCUAUGUGUGGACGAGGGGAAACUUCGACUGGCUCGCGAUGGCCUUCACCAGUACCGCAUCGUCUCCCAGCACGCCAACACGCAGUCUCUCGGAAAAGUAGUCGGGGAGCUGCGUGCACGAGCAGAGGCGCGACUUGCCGCAGCGAAGGCCAAAGCUGGCGAUGAAGAGCCGAAUGUACCUGAGGAUCUGGAUAUCGAGGCAGAAACUCCAGAGAAUCUGUUGCUCUCCACACUGCAGGUAGAAAUCCGUUCCGCAGAGGCGCGCGAUGUUCACCAAGCUCUUCGCGCCGAGUGGGAUGUUUACAAGAUAAUCUUGGAUUUGUUGAGGACUACACCGAAGCUGGAAAAGGUUUAUCACGACACGGCACGUCGCGCCUUCCAGUUUUGCAAGGAGAACAAGCGGCAGCAGGAGUUUCGGCGUCUGUGUGACAUGUUGCGCUCUCACUUCGCGCUGAUGCUGAAAAACAGAAACAAAGAAGACCAUGAGCUGCUCCUCCGGCCUGAGCUGCACUUGGAGACGCGCAUGCAUCAGCUAGCGGUGGCUGCGGAUCUCGAGCUGUGGCGUGAGUGCUCCUCGACUGCGGAGGACGUCUACAACUUGGGCUUGCACGAGCUUUUUCAUCGCUCCCUCAGAUCGCCUGUGGAUCUCUUCCACAAGUCCAGAGAGAAGCUUCUGCGCUGGAUGGCUCUCUUCUACGAAAAACUCAGCAAAGUCUUCUGGGUUGGAGAGAACUUCCUCUUCCAUGCACUUGCGUGGAUCCGCUUCUUCCUCCACGUCAAAGGCUUCAAGAAAAACACUUCCCUCGAAGAUCAACAGGCUAUGGCAGACGUGGCUGUGCUCGCCGUUCUUGCCAUACCCACUGAACACACAGAUAAGAAACAACAAGAUUUGGCGGGAGAUGCCUCUUUGAUAAGCCUUCCAAAUUACGAGCAGAAGAAGCGGCUGGCUCUUCUCUUGGGGCACAGCUCAGUUCCGACGCGAGAGAGUUUAAUUGCGGCUUUGCAGUCGAAGGAUAUCAUGGCGCAUGCAAGCAGCACCUGCCAAGAGCUUUUUUCCCUCCUGGAGGCUGAGUUUACUCCCCUCAAACUAUGCUCUUUAUGCGAGCCGCUGCUUCGGCGCCUGGAGGAGCAGCCGCUGCUGCAGCCAUACGUGGCUCCUCUGAAGCGUGUGGUAUUCUCGCAGCUUACGCAGCAGCUUUCAAAGGUGUAUGUCUCCCUUUCGAUCGAUUACUUCACCUCGCACAUUUGCACGGAGGGCUUCUUGUCAUGGGCAGAGGCAGAGAAGCUCCUCGUGGCUCUCGUCCACAGCAGCCGACGAGCAGUAGCCGCUGGCGAAGGCAGCGGCAGCGCUGCAGCAGCUGCUGCUGCAGCUGUCGAAAGCGGAGGCUUCUCCGUGAGGAUCGAUUACGCUGCUAAGGCUCUAAUUUUCGGUGGCACUGAUGUAUGCCCGGAGAGGCACGUUCAGAACAGUCUGGUUUCGCUCUCGAAGUGUCUUGACGCCGCUGUUCAGAGGCUUCAGCCCGACGAGACAGUAGAGCAUCAACAAGAACGCCUAGCGUACCAGGAGGCUAUGGGCAGACGGCUGCAGGCAGAAGCAACUCGAAUGAACGAGCGGCUGCGACGGACCAAUCUGCGCCGUCUUGAGAAGCAGGAGGAGCAGCAGAAGCUGGAGGAAGAGAGGAGAAGGAGGGAAGCGGAGCAGAGACGCGUGGAAGAGAAGCAGGAAAGAGAUCGCCGAGAAGAGGCGUGCAAGCGGCGCGUUGAGAGGCGUCAGCACGAGGAGAGGAUCAAGGCACGCAGCGAGACGGCGGCUCUUAUGUUGAGCGAGAUCCGAAAGAUUGGAGGCAAGGACAGUAAGAUUCUUAUCAAGGGAAAACACUUGACGGAUAUCAACAUCGAAGACGUGCUGGAGGGAUACGUCGACUAUGAUGAUCUCGAGAGAGCGCAGAGGCUGCAGCUGGAUAAGGAACGUCUGCUGCGUGUUCGCCAGCGCCGCUUGAAUUUCAAGAGAGUCUGCCACUUCAUUAGGGCUUGCAGGGAGGAGGAACUGCCUCUCCUCGAUGAAUGGGCAAAGAAACAGCUCGAAACCGAUAAACAGAUCCUAACGCAAUUGCAGUACAAACACGAAGAAGAGCAUCGCGCAGCCUUUGCGGCUGCAUUGGAGGAAAAGACUGCAUUUGAAGGGAUUCAAGAGGACAAGCGGCUAUGGGUAGCUCGGCAGCUGCAGCAGCGGCGGGAGGGGUUUGCUGCAGCCGCUGCAGAGCAGCGUCAGAGACUCAUUCGCAUGCUGCAGAUUCAAAAGAUACAGCGGGCGAGGGAAAGACGAGAAGAGGCUAUCCGCAAGCAGAGGCAGCUGGAGGAGCAGCGGCGGAUUGAAGAAGAGCAGAGACGUUUCCUGGAGGAAAGGGAGAGGCAGCGGGCUGAAGAGGAGGCUAAAGAGAAGAGGCUUCUCGAGAUUGCAGAGAGGCAGAGACAGCGAGAUCUAGAGAUCGAGGCGAAGCAUGGCCUUGCCAAUCGCGAGAGCACCGGCAGGAGGAAUGAUGCACAAACUGUCAGCAGGAAGUCUGACUCCCCAGUGAGCGGUCUGAGCGCACAGUCGACGCCUCCGUCGCCGUGCAGAGACGCAGGGCAGCCACAGCAGCAACAGCAGCAGCCACAGCAGCAACAACAGCAGCAACAACUUGAGUGGAGGCGCAGCACUCCGCUGCCUACUACAGAGCGAGAACGAGAGAGUUCCUUCAAGAUCCGAGAUGAGCCGUUUAUCCGUCGAGGCGAAAAAGCCCCAAUGGCAGCUACGACAGCCGGCGGAAACGAAGCUCUCAAUUGGCGCAACAUGAAUCGCGAUACACAAAAGCAACAGCAGCCUCCACAGAGCUUCCCCGUGCGGCAGCCACGACCAGAGCAGCAGCAGCAGCAAGCAGAGAUACCCCAAUCCGAGGAAGAUGGCUUCACCCGUGUGCGCCGCAGGAAGUAA